Molecule: messenger RNA, 432 nt
Organism: Olea europaea var. sylvestris
Lineage: Eukaryota; Viridiplantae; Streptophyta; Magnoliopsida; Lamiales; Oleaceae
Product: RING-H2 finger protein ATL52-like
Exons: 1
Coding region: 1-432 (143 amino acids)
Biological process (GO): protein ubiquitination
Source: RefSeq, a predicted model, not a curated record
AUGUUAUAUUACGGCCUCGUCGUCAUCGGAACGGCUGCGAUUGUGCUGGUUCUAUACAAUCUCGUCGUCGUAAAAUGGUGCACAGAAUACUCCGAUAGCACGCGCCUUCGACGUACCACUAACCUCGAACGAAGAUUCAAGAAACCGAACAAAUUCUCACUGUCCAGCUACAAGUACAAGAAAGAUAGAGCAGGGGAAGAAGAUGAUGAUUCUGAAUGUGCAGUUUGCCUAUCAGUGUUUGAAGAAGGUGAAGAAAUAAGGCAGCUUCCACAGUGCAAGCACUGUUUUCAUGCUCCGUGUAUUGAUAUGUGGCUCUAUUCCCACCUUGAUUGUCCGCUUUGUCGUUCCCCGGUUCUUCGCCAGUUUUCUUCUGUCACCGAGCAAUCAGAGAACUCUCAGGAAGGAUUGUUAGAUCCAGGCAACUUGGUUUAG